Messenger RNA from Fraxinus pennsylvanica, 873 nucleotides. Lineage: Eukaryota; Viridiplantae; Streptophyta; Magnoliopsida; Lamiales; Oleaceae. The record is from the annotation of a GenBank genome assembly.
AUGGAGGUGGAGCAAUUGAGGCCGGAUAAUCCGGCUAUGACGUUUGAUGAGAUGUCAAUGGAGAGAAGCAAGAAUUUCGUGAAAGCUUUGCAGGAACUGAAGAACCUCAGGCCUCAACUUUAUUCUGCUGCAGAGUACUGUGAAAAGUCAUACCUUCAGAAUGAGCAAAAGCAAAUGGUACUGGAUAACCUGAAGAAUUAUGCUGUAAGAGCUCUGGUCAAUGCCGUUGACCACCUUGGCACCGUUGCUUACAAACUGACUGACCUUUUGGAUCAGCAGACCUUGGAUAUUUCAAACGUGGAUUUAAAGAUUACGUGUAUAAAUCAGCAACUCUCAACAUGCCAAACUUAUGCUGAAAAAGAAGGUCUUAGGCAGCAGCAGUUGUUAGCGAUCAUCCCAAGGCAUCACAAGCAUUAUCUCUUGCCAAAUUCUGUCAACAAGAAGGUACACUUUAGCCCACAAUUACAGACAGAUGCUAGUCAACAUAUCCAACCAAGGCCUCAUCGCUAUCCUUCAGGUGCUUUCGCAGCAAAAACUCUUUCAUGGCAUUUAGCAUCAGAAACCAAGUCUACCUUGAAACCAUCUCCCCAUAUGAUGUUGAGCAAUGGAGACCCAAAAAUUUCUGGUGCAAUUAACUUGGAUGCUGACGAGAGUACCAAGUUGAAGUCCACUCCAGCUUCUGAUGCAGCUACAUCUAUACCAACACUAGUCACACGGCGGGAAUUUCUGGAGGGCUCGAAACCUAUGACUCCAUUUAGGUCAUUUGACAAUCCAACACAAAGAGAGAUUGUUCGUGCUCCAGUUCGUAGUAGAAGUGUUCUGUCGAACUUCUUUGUCAAGCAGAAGGCGUCAAAGCUGAAGAGCAAUGCAUGA